AUGGACAAGGAUCUCAGUGGAUUUCCUGGUCUCGCCUUCAUCAAGCUUGUGACUGUCAAGGCUGAGCCCAUUGUCGAGACUGUUGACGACGACGACAAGGAGAAGAAACUUCUUCUCACUGAGCAUCUUGAUGAGGUGCUCUCUUGUUUCUGUACGUUCGUCGAGGACAAGACCAACGGGGUCAGGCCGCUCAAGAACCGCUCCAACAAUGCCCCGGAUUUCUCUCGCAGAUUCAAUGCCUACCUCGUGCAGAAUAUGGAAGGCAGUGAGUCCAAGGCCGGCAUCGCCACCGCUGCCCAAAAGCUGGGCUCGACCGCACAGAUGGAGGUCUUUACCACGCUCUCGAAGAUGUACACAUCAGACAAUGCGGCUUCGACCAGUCCAAAGUCCAAGGAUGCAAGACGCCCUCUUACCGACAAUCGUGCAGACGAGACUCACGACACGACCAUCUCUGACACGCUCCUAGGGGGCUCCCCCGUCGGCACGAACAGUCCGGCGAAGAAGCGCAAGCUGGCCACUCAAAGCGAAAAGGACCGGAAAAAGAAGAAGCGAUAUCAUGUGUUGGUCGUAUGUGUUGCAAGCGACCAUGUCCUUGAGGGUAUGAUGUCGCACUUGGUUGCAUUCCACACUGCUAUUCCAACCGGCAGAGAGUCUCAAUUCCGUGGUUGUCGGGCUUGUGCCGAAGUCUAUCGUAUCUGUGGAGUCUCUCGUCUCUCGUUUCUCUCAAGAGAAGACACGAGCACAGCCAAAGAGUACUACAUCGCGUCGACCUCUGAGACCGGCUACUUGUCGGUAUUUGAACCUAUCAUUGGCCUUUGGAUUACCGCAAACUACAUUUCACACUGGCAGAACAGAGAGGUCAGCAGUAUGGACAUGUCUUGGGUAGCUUCGCCUUUCCAGAUUCGCGUCACGAGUCGCAAACUGAGCAGUGUUUUGGCGGGCUGA
Messenger RNA from Microdochium trichocladiopsis, 945 nucleotides. RefSeq lists its product as uncharacterized. The record is from RefSeq and is a predicted model, not a curated record. NCBI's taxonomy places the organism in Eukaryota, Fungi, Ascomycota, Sordariomycetes, Xylariales, Microdochiaceae. The transcript is spliced from 5 exons. Bases 1 to 945 code for a protein of 314 amino acids.